Messenger RNA from Anolis sagrei ordinatus, 3467 nucleotides. RefSeq names its product potassium voltage-gated channel subfamily H member 5 (gene KCNH5). Gene Ontology annotation, cellular component: plasma membrane. Lineage: Eukaryota; Metazoa; Chordata; Lepidosauria; Squamata; Anolidae. The record is from RefSeq and is a predicted model, not a curated record. Gene Ontology annotation, molecular function: voltage-gated potassium channel activity. Gene Ontology annotation, biological process: potassium ion transmembrane transport; regulation of membrane potential.
CCCUCGCCGCCGCCGCCGCCGCCGCCGACCCCCGCCACGCCCCGACCGCCUCUGGCGCCGGGGCCCCCAGCUCAAUGCCCAGGAUGCCGGGAGGCAAGAGGGGGCUCGUCGCCCCGCAAAACACCUUCCUCGAGAACAUCGUCCGGCGCUCCAGCGAAUCCAGUUUUUUACUGGGGAACGCUCAAAUCGUGGACUGGCCUGUGGUGUAUAGUAAUGACGGAUUUUGUAAAUUGUCUGGGUACCACAGAGCUGACGUCAUGCAGAAAAGUAGCACAUGCAGUUUUAUGUAUGGGGAACUCACAGACAAGAAGACCAUUGAAAAAGUCAGACAAACAUUUGACAACUAUGAGUCAAAUUGCUUUGAAAUACUCUUGUACAAGAAAAACAGAACACCUGUUUGGUUUUACAUGCAAAUUGCACCGAUACGAAAUGAGCAUGACAAAGUGGUGUUGUUCCUGUGCACUUUUAAAGACAUCACUUUAUUCAAGCAACCUAUUGAAGAUGAGACAACCAAAGGCUGGACAAAAUUUGCUCGAUUGACACGUGCUUUGACGAACAGCCGGAGCGUUCUGCAGCAGCUGACUCCUAUGAACAAAGCAGAGGUCGUCCAUAAACACUCACGGUUAGCUGAAGUUCUCCAACUGGGUUCUGAUAUUCUUCCACAAUACAAGCAAGAAGCCCCAAAGACUCCACCACACAUAAUUUUACACUACUGUGCUUUUAAAACCACCUGGGAUUGGGUCAUCUUGAUUCUUACCUUCUACACAGCCAUCAUGGUUCCUUACAACGUCUCCUUCAAAACAAAGCAGAACAACAUUGCUUGGUUAGUCCUGGACAGUGUGGUAGAUGUCAUUUUCCUGGUGGACAUAGUUCUGAACUUUCACACCACCUUUGUGGGACCUGGUGGGGAAGUCAUAUCCGAUCCCAAACUCAUCAGGAUGAACUACCUGAAAACUUGGUUCGUGAUAGACCUCUUGUCAUGUUUACCUUACGAUAUCAUCAAUGCCUUUGAGAAUGUGGAUGAGGGGAUCAGCAGCCUCUUCAGUUCCUUGAAAGUGGUGCGCCUUCUGCGAUUGGGGCGUGUUGCCCGCAAGUUGGACCAUUAUCUGGAAUACGGUGCCGCUGUGCUGGUGCUCUUGGUCUGCGUCUUUGGACUAGUGGCCCAUUGGCUAGCUUGUAUAUGGUACAGCAUCGGGGACUAUGAGGUUAUUGAUGAAAUCACCAAUACUCUCAAAAAGGACAGCUGGCUUUGCCAGUUGGCAGAGAGUAUUGGAACACCGUAUCGGUACAACACUACAGGAAGAGGACAGUGGGAAGGAGGACCCAGUAAAGACUCGCUUUAUAUAACUUCGCUCUACUUUACCAUGACAAGCCUUACGACAAUAGGAUUUGGAAACAUAGCUCCAACCACUGAUGGAGAGAAGAUCUUUUCAGUGGCCAUGAUGAUGGUUGGCUCUCUUCUUUAUGCAACCAUUUUCGGAAACGUCACCACCAUUUUCCAACAAAUGUAUGCCAACACCAACCGCUACCAUGAGAUGCUCAAUAACGUGAGAGAUUUCUUGAAGUUGUAUCAAGUCCCCAAAGGCCUUAGUGAACGAGUCAUGGAUUAUAUUGUGUCCACAUGGUCCAUGUCCAAAGGGAUCGAUACAGAGAAGGUCCUUUCAAUUUGUCCCAAGGACAUGAGAGCAGAUAUCUGUGUGCAUCUCAACCGGAAAGUCUUUAACGAACACCCAGCUUUUCGACUAGCGAGUGAUGGCUGCCUGAGAGCCCUUGCCGUUGAGUUCCAGACCAUCCACUGCGCUCCUGGAGACCUCAUCUACCAUGCGGGGGAAAGCGUUGAUGCCCUCUGCUUUGUUGUCUCAGGAUCCUUGGAAGUUAUUCAGGAUGACGAAGUGGUAGCUAUAUUGGGCAAAGGUGAUGUGUUUGGAGACAUCUUUUGGAAAGAAACCACCCUGGCCCAUGCGUGCGCGAAUGUGCGGGCACUGACUUACUGCGAUUUGCACAUUAUCAAGCGGGAGGCCUUGCUGAAAGUUCUGGACUUUUAUACUGCUUUUGCAAACUCCUUCUCAAGGAAUCUCACACUAACCUGCAAUCUACGAAAACGGAUCAUCUUCCGAAAAAUCAGUGAUGUCAAAAAGGAAGAGGAAGAACGCCUGAGGCAGAAGAAUGAGGUGACCUUGAGUAUUCCUGUGGACCAUCCUGUAAGGAAACUCUUCCAGAAAUUCAAGCAGCAGAAAGAGAUGCGGAACCAAGGCACAACCAUCAUUGACCCGGAGAGAAAUACCCUCCAGGUGGAGACCCGGACCAUUCAGAACGGUGCCGCCAUCACCGGCACGAGUGUGGUCACUGUGUCUCAGAUCACACCCAUCCAAACAUCCCUGUCCUAUGUGAAAACCAGUGAGAUCAUAAAACAGAAUAACCAGGAGGCCCUGGAGCUGAAGCCCAACACCAGCGAGGAACCAAAAGGCCUCAAGGUGACCAGCCCCGUGAGGGUAAAAAAUGGGAAUGGGAAAGGAUGGCUUCGGCUGAAGAACACUAUGGUGAGCCAAGAAGAGAAGAAGGAAGAGUGGAAUAAUGUCACCAAGGCAGAGUCCAUGGGGUUGUUGUCUGAUGACCCCAAGAGUACUGACUCAGAGAAUGGAGGAAUUAAAAACCCGUUAAGGAAAACGGACUCGUGUGACAGUGGAAUUACUAAAAGUGACCUUCGUUUGGACAAAGCUGGUGAGAACCGCAGCCCUUUGGAACACAGCCCUAUUCAAGCGGAUGCAAAACACCCCUUUUACCCCAUUCCUGAACAGGCCUUACAAACUACCCUCCAGGAGGUCAAACAUGAACUCAAGGAAGAUAUUCAGCUGCUAAGCAGCAGGAUGGCUGUCUUGGAGAAGCAAGUGGCUGAGAUUUUAAAAAUACUGUCUGAAAAAACUCCAUCGCAGACUCCUUCUCCAAAAUCCCAUUUAUCUCCUCAGCUACCACCCCAAAUACCUUGCCAGGACAUUUUUAGUGUCUCAAGGCCAGAGUCACCAGAAUCGGAAAAAGAUGAGAUCCACUUUUAAUAUACACCUGUUUCUCUUUGUAUACUAAAGGUAUACUGUGAAAUGGGCAUGCACACAGAGACAUACACAGACACACAGACACGCAUAUCUAGCAUACCUAUAGACAUGCCUAUAUAUGUGUCUAUGUGUGUGUGUGUAAAUAUAGAAUAAAUUAUAUAGAGAUAUAUAAAAACAUAUAUAUUUUCACUUGCAUUCAGUAUGACUUGAACACACAAAAAUGGAUUUUGAUAUGUAAAUACUGCAUGUCCAGCUGGAUUCUGGCCUGCCAAAGAAAACAGUUAUUAACAUAGAUAUUGCUUGUAUAAUAUGCAGUUGACUGCAUGCACACUUUCAAUUUAUUUAUAAUCUCUACUAUAAAAUAAAAGGAUGGAUUUUGUUUAAAAAAGAGAGAAAAAGAGAGAGUAAAAUGUCCUA